Messenger RNA from Xenopus tropicalis (tropical clawed frog), 2255 nucleotides. It is a transcript of the gene rab2a, whose product is annotated as RAB2A, member RAS oncogene family. The record is from RefSeq and is a predicted model, not a curated record. The transcript is spliced from 8 exons. Gene Ontology annotation, cellular component: endoplasmic reticulum membrane; cytoplasm; acrosomal vesicle. The coding region runs from base 169 to 804 and encodes 211 amino acids. NCBI's taxonomy places the organism in Eukaryota, Metazoa, Chordata, Amphibia, Anura, Pipidae. Gene Ontology annotation, molecular function: GTPase activity; GTP binding.
GGUGAGUUGAUGUGCCACAGCGGCCCCUAGCGGCGCCAGGCUCCAUGCUCGCCAGUAGGCAGGACGCAGGGACGUGCGGGUACCCGCUUACGAGAGGCAUCUGAGACGAGCCCGUGUCUGCGUCAUUGCGGCCGUGAGAAGCAGUGACGAGAAGAGGCAGAUCCGGCCAUGGCGUACGCUUAUCUUUUUAAAUACAUUAUCAUCGGGGAUACAGGUGUUGGAAAAUCAUGUCUCUUAUUGCAGUUUACAGAUAAAAGGUUUCAACCUGUGCAUGACCUUACAAUUGGUGUAGAAUUUGGUGCAAGAAUGAUUACAAUCGAUGGCAAGCAGAUAAAGCUUCAAAUAUGGGACACUGCUGGUCAAGAGUCCUUCAGAUCCAUCACAAGAUCAUAUUACAGAGGUGCAGCAGGGGCUUUAUUAGUAUACGACAUUACAAGGAGAGACACCUUCAAUCAUUUGACGACCUGGCUUGAAGAUGCCCGCCAACAUUCAAAUUCCAACAUGGUCAUCAUGCUUAUUGCAAACAAGAGUGAUUUAGAAUCUCGAAGGGAAGUAAAAAAAGAAGAAGGUGAAGCCUUUGCCAGGGAACACGGACUAAUCUUCAUGGAGACGUCAGCAAAGACAGCUUCAAAUGUGGAGGAGGCUUUCAUCAACACAGCAAAAGAGAUUUACGAAAAGAUUCAAGAAGGUGUAUUUGACAUCAACAAUGAGGCGAAUGGCAUUAAAAUCGGACCACAACAUUCAACACCAGGUUCACCCGGAUCACAUCUCGGAGGACAGCAGGCUGGCGGUGGAUGUUGUUGAACCUGUUUUCCCUCUGAAGAUCCAAGAUGGGCGAAUUGCUUGUUCAUAGGCUAUUUACUUGUUCUUUUACUGUCUCCUCCUCCCUGCCCCGCCCUUCCCUCCGCCCCCUCCUUCCCAAAAUUUCGAUGUUCACUUUAAAGACAGAUUUCAGAAAUUGUAUUCAUACGGUAUCUAUUUGCUUUUUGAUUUCUAGGUCUAUUGAUUGUGAUUUUGUUUAACUGUUGUAUUGUACCCUUGACUAAAACUGAAUUGUAUUAAACACUAAAAUGUAUCUGAGCAUUUUAAUUGGUUGUUUAGGUAGGCAUCCCAUCUUUUUGUGGUGACCUUAUUAUUUAAGGUGCACCCGUUUAAAUAAGAAUAAUGCUUAUUUAAAUCUGCAUAUUAUCAGUGUAUACAGAUUGACUUAUUAUGCCAUCCCUUUCCAACCCUCAGGCAUGCCAACAUGUUAGUCAGUAAGCCUGGUUGGUGACAGUAGAAGCAUGGCAUCAGCCACUUGGACAACGAGACAAUUUCUACGGCACAUUUGGAGCUUUAAGAGGGUUUAGGCCCCGGGCUCCAGUCUCGGAAGGGAUCCCUUGUUUCCCACAACGAGUAUGGAUCCACCUAUGGCCUUUCAUUUGCUGUCAAGCGAACACCCCCCACAGCUACUAUAGGUAUAGAGAGGUUGUUGUAGUUCAAGAACAUCCUUGAUGUAUGCAGUCUCUGAGCAGAGUGCCCUUCUGCCUAAUUCUCAUCAUGAUAAGGACAUGUCUAGCCUAGAGACACUAUGGGAAGGAGUCCAGACUUACUGAGUCAGCUCUAGGCCACAGACCAGGAUAACUGAUGUAUUCAUGUACAAAUAAAAUUCCUAUUUAUUUUGAAAUUGAAGUCUCAAAAUACAAUAGAUAUCUGAACUAAGCAUUGUUUGUGUAUUUACAGUUGUAUAUUGUACAGUGUGGGAGCACAUGAUAUCAUGCAAGCAACGAUGCAGCAAUUCCGUGGGGCGCAUUUAUCAACACUGGGCAACCUGGCACCGGGGCAGUGACCUGGGCGCUGCAGGUAGAACAAUGAGAGCAAAAAUGUUGGUUGCCAUGGGUUCCGGCCCUGGGGCCAGCUUGCCCAGCAUUUAUAACAAAUGCAUAGUAAUUCUAGUAGACGUUUCUUUGCCUUAGUGUUUAACCAUUUGGCUCCUGCUUUUAUCACAGUAAGAAACAAUUGCAGAAAUGCUGACUGUCCCAGAUUGGCAUAAAUGAUACAUUUUUUUAAAAAAAAUACAGUAUUCAGUGAAUUUUACUGUAUUGUCGUGUUUCAUUUGGUGUUGGCGUGAUUUUGUCUGCAUUAUACUGGGUCUCCUGUACCUCUUAUCACUGCCUGUAUAAAUGGGGGGUGUAUUCAUGUGUUAAGUGCACGUAAAUACAAAUUCCAAGGCUACAACUGACUCACUGUACUUCUGUAAUAAAACAGACAAUUUA